Molecule: messenger RNA, 3076 nt
Organism: Epinephelus fuscoguttatus (brown-marbled grouper)
Lineage: Eukaryota; Metazoa; Chordata; Actinopteri; Perciformes; Serranidae
Product: transformer-2 protein homolog alpha-like
Exons: 8
Coding region: 1185-2117 (310 amino acids)
Biological process (GO): positive regulation of mRNA splicing, via spliceosome
Cellular component (GO): spliceosomal complex
Molecular function (GO): RNA binding
Source: RefSeq, a predicted model, not a curated record
GGUCUGUGUUAGCUGCUGAUGUUUACCUCCGUAGCUAAUGCUAGCUUGAUUUGGAUCAAACCGGUUUGACAUACGGUGAAUUUGGCAGAGAAAUCGGUCGUUAGAGCCAGUUUACCGCGUACUUUUUACACAUCUGCAGUAUAGUUAUAAUAACAUGAGUGACAACGAAAAAGAUUUUAGGGAGCAGGUGAGUUACGGUUAUAAAUUAAGAUAACAGUUGGAAAGACGUUAAGCUAGUUUAGCUAGGUUAGCUAGCUAGCUUAGACGUUAGCUGCGUUUGCAGGUCGGGCGAUGGCAACACAUUUUAAACUGGCCUCAAACCUGACUGAAAUAUGUUCUUACACACUUUUUUGAGUAACAUAAAGAGUACAGAGUGUAUCGUAAAUGUUUGACGUUAUAGCAAACAGCCUACAAAGCACGACGUUAGCUACUUCCACUUUAGCACCAUUCGGCUAACGUUACUCAACUUGAAUUAUUUACAUAUAUAUUACAGGUAAACGUUAAAUCAUGACGUAUAGUCAAUACUUAGUGGUUGUAAUGUUCAUAUUUGACUCCGUACAUUAUAAUUUAGGACCAAUCAAGACCAUAUCAAGCUAACUUAAAAUCGUGCAACAUUAUCCAGCUAAUGUUGAGGUUGGAAGAAAGAAAAAGGCGGAAGACGUGUCAGAUGUGAAGUUGUUAUUGUUUGGCGCUGAUGGUGUUGAUGCAUGCUAAUGUAUUGGCUGCUGAAAAAGAAGCGAUCAAGAUCUGUCCCCGCUACUAGUGUUGUAAUGGCAGAUGGUAAAUGGGGGAAGAGGAGGAAAAAGAAGUCAUACAGGUCAAACAGAAGAAAGAAGAAAUGAAGGGUUGUUUUGAAGUAAUGAAGUUACAGAAGUUAUGAAGUUAAGAUCAGAAGUUUUCCAGGGUAUGAGUAAUUUCCUAACAGCCUGCUAUGCUAUUCUGUUUCAUCCUGUUUCUUUCUCUUAAGCAUGCACAAUUUUUUUUUCUCUCUAUCAGAAACAUCACUGAUCAACCCCUCCAUAUAUUUAAGGUUGACUUUAUUUUGUAAAACCUGUCUUUUAGCUUAAGUUACUUGAUCUCUUGUUAAGAUAUGUUUUGCAAUAUAUGACCCUUAAUGUGUAGUGUCAAACUUUAUAAAUGCCAAAAUGUGUUCAACUCUUUCUGGAGGGGGCAUGUAGAAGGCAAUGCGGUCACCUCCUGGCCCUUUAUUAUUGUUGUGUGGCACACAUUUGGGUUUGGAGGGUUUUUAUCUUAGUGUCUGGUCUGUCCAGGACUCGCGGCAUGGCUCAAGGAGCGUGUCCCCUGGGGAAUCAGCAAAAUCCACCAGCCGCUCACCAGCACGUUCAAAAGAUGGCUCCCGCCGCUCCAGGUCCAGAUCCCGAUCUCGAUCCAGAUCCAAAUCCAGGUCCCGCUCCCAUCGAAGCUCACGCAGGCGCUACUCCCGCUCUCGUUCUCGCUCCCACCGACGUCGUUCCAGGAGCAGAUCUCGUAGCUGGGAGUACCGGCGGCACAGGAGCCAUAGCCGUUCCCCCAUGUCAAAUCGUCGCAGACACAUCGGCAACAGGGCCAACCCAGACCCCAACAACUGUCUGGGUGUGUUUGGGCUGAGUCUGUACACCACAGAGAGGGAUCUGAGGGAGGUGUUCUCAAAAUACGGCCCUUUGAGUGACGUCAACAUCGUGUACGACCAGCAGUCGCGUCGCUCAAGAGGCUUUGCCUUUGUCUACUUUGAAAACUGUGAGGACUCCAAAGAGGCCAAGGAGCGUGCUAAUGGGAUGGAGCUUGAUGGGCGCAGGAUCAGAGUGGAUUUUUCCAUCACUAAACGAGCCCAUACGCCCACUCCUGGAAUCUACAUGGGUCGUCCCACAUAUGGUGGUGGUGGUGGCGGCGGUGGUGGCAGCGGCGGUGGUAGUAGCAGCAGUGGUUCAUCACGGCGUGCCUCAAGGGACUAUGACAGGGGCUACGACAGAGGUUAUGACAGAGGUUACGAUCGUGACUAUGAUCGCUAUGACGACAGAGAGUACAGAUCAUACAGACGCAGAUCUCCGUCUCCUUACUAUAGCAGAGGGUACCGCUCACGAUCCCGAUCACGGUCCUACUCGCCACGUCACUACUGAGCAGGGAGGGGGGAGUCAUCAACAGUUUCAGUUUUAUUGUCGAGAUGCUCGUCUUUUGAUUUUUGAUUUUUUUUUUUUUUAUUUGGACCAGAUUAUGUAUGUGAUUUGUUAAUAUAUUGAAGAAAGUUUAAGAAAUGGUCCGUAAUGAUGCAGUCUGUUUAAGAACCACAAUGUCAUUGGUGAAUUAAUCGUUAUAGAUUUCUGGAUCAAGACAUACUCCUAUGUCUGCACGUCAUUGUUAACAGUUUGAUAAGCGACUUCAGGCGUCAUGACGAUCUAUUUACAGAUGUCUUUAUAUGAAUGCAGAUAUAUUAAAAAUACCUACAGUAACAUUGCAUUUCAAUAUGUCCCCCCUCUGCUCUCCACACGGACUGUUAACUUGCAUGAUAUACUACUCGGACUACAAAAGGAAACCAGAAUGCUUCCAAUACCAAAUCUUGUAAUGUUGCCUGCAGAUCCUGCAUUUAUGUGCAGAUAUAGGUUUAUAGAGAUGACCAAACCUGUAGGAAGAAUCAUAAAAACGAAAAACCUGAAAUGCCAUUAAAAAAGGUUCGGAUCAACACCAGGAUUUUAUCACUUGUUCAUCGGCUCAAGGCCAAACUGUUCCCCUCUCUUUGGAGAAAAUCUGUGAAUUAAUGUUUUUAAGUAUCCCUCCUAACAGCUAACAAACAGGACUCAAAUGCACAAGUUGUUUGGUGGUGGUAAUUGCAUGAAGGGCUGGCUUGUUUCUGCUCGACUUAACAGACUUGUUUUUAUAAAGCAGGAUUUUCUGUGGCGGUUAAAUUACUGUUUCUCAUUUUGCUGUUUGUGUGUAGUUGGUUUCUUUAUCUGUCAAGAUCCGAGUUUGCAUUUUGAACUGUUUCAGAUACCAUGUUUCUUUUACAUUUUGUGUUUUUCUGGUGGAAAAUAUUGUUUUGGAGUGUUGUACAUAAACAAUAAAGAAAUACUUGGGUCAUUUG